Molecule: messenger RNA, 1804 nt
Organism: Drosophila nasuta
Lineage: Eukaryota; Metazoa; Arthropoda; Insecta; Diptera; Drosophilidae
Gene: wash
Product: WASH complex subunit washout
Exons: 1
Coding region: 105-1697 (530 amino acids)
Biological process (GO): exocytosis; retrograde transport, endosome to Golgi; Arp2/3 complex-mediated actin nucleation
Cellular component (GO): early endosome; WASH complex; recycling endosome
Molecular function (GO): gamma-tubulin binding; alpha-tubulin binding
Source: RefSeq, a predicted model, not a curated record
GUUGGCAACGCCGUUCCACCAACCAGCUGUUGAUUGAUAGGGAAAAUUAAGUGAACGAGAUAAAUCGCUGAUUAAGCGGAAUUUAAUUUACAUAUUGGACCAAAAUGGAUAGCAGCGACACUUACCUGCACAGCGCCUACCGAGUCUCGAUAAUUCCAACUGAUCUACAUCACGAAGAAACAAUAAUCAGAGCAGCACAGUCGCUCGACUGUCUAAACAAAACAAUCAACUCAAUUUUUGGCCGCAUCGAUGCUCGUUUGGAAAGAAAUGGUGCCAAGGUUCAGCAUAUAAAUGAGCGUGUCAUGCGUGCGCAGGCGAAAAUAAACGCGCUCGUUGGUUCGAAGAAAUCAAUCAAAAUCUUUGCACCAGCUCGAUUUCCCGCCAGCGCAGUUUUAGGCAAAAUCCCGGCCACAUUUCCGCCAGUGGCGCAAGACCUAAUGGAUUUCCCAAGUUCGUCAGCGACAACGACACCUAAUCAACCACAGCCACGGCGACUGCAGGGACAUAACAACGAUCCUGAUGCUGAACAAGAGGCAUCGGGAACUCUUGAUUCCGUCAGCUUCCACGUGCGUGGCGAGAAUCAGCUUGUCAUGCCGCUGCUUGCCGAGCGUCAACUCACGAAUCGCACAGCCGGCUUGGGCUCUUUACCCGCGGCGGUAAAGUCAAUGCCCGCGCUAAUGCGCUUCAAUUCCAACGAAUUUGCAUAUACUGGCGGUAGAAGUGGCCAGCAAGAUCUCAAUGCCUGGAAGCGCACUUUGCCUCCUCAAAGCCACAAGCGAGCUAUCCAUAAACCGCCCAGAUCUGCAGAGACAGAGCUGUUGGCGCCAGCGCCACAUUCGCUUGCCCAUGGCACCACCAAGCUUGCGACACCAGCUGGAGAUUUGCGCUACACACCGGCUGCUUUGGCAGCACCUGCCAUCGAUGUGCCGCUUGAUUUGCCUGAUUUGCCGGGCAUUGCUAAUGACCUGCAAUACGAGCCGGUGGCAGAGCAAACGCCAAUUGCGCCCUCCCAUCAAUUUGCUGACGUGCCAGACGACUUGCCUGAUUUACUUGGACUAGAGGAGCCCAUGUUCAAUGCGGAGAAGACGACGGACUUUACUGUGCAAGCACUGACGGCUCAGACGAAUAUGCCUAGGAAAGUGCCGCAACUGCAGCCGCCAAGAGCAUUGGUAGAAGCUCCUCCUCCUCCUCCACCUCCACCUCCGCCGCCACCACCACCGCCUCCUCCGCCACCGCCUGCAACAUUAAAAUUGCCUAACGACAAUGUGAUAAAACCAUUGUCACCAUCAAUUGAGACACCACUUAACAUACCCGAAUCUCGUGCUCCGCCUGCUCCGGAUCCACGUUCUGAACUUAUGGCUGCCAUACGUAAUGCUGGCGGUGCUCAUGGUGGUCGCCUACGUUCACCAGCAGCGGCGCCCGUCAAUGUUGAUGCAGUGGAUGCCCACAGCACAAAUGAUGCAGCACGAUCUCGGGCAGGCGGACAGUUGUCUGGUGGGGAUCUUAUGGCAGAUCUGCAUAAUAAGCUUAUGCUUCGGCGCAAAGGCAUCUCCGGAAGUCAGAAUCCUGCGGAACAGUCGGGCAAUCCAUUGAUGCGUCAUUUGUCCAGGUUGAUUGAGGCGCCUGUGAAGAAGAAGGGCAAGGGUUCGGUGUCUAGCGAUGAGGGUAAUUCAGAGGAGGACGAUGCUUGGGAAUAGUAUAUGGGAAAGAAAUUAAUUGCGACUAAAUUAGUUCCAGCUUUGUAUGUGCCUUGCUUUAAGCAUUAGUGUAAAUUAUUAAAAUAUAUUAGGCAGAUCGAGCAUUA